AUGGCUGAGCACUUGAGUGAAGAACGGGUGACUAGUCAUGAAGAGAAUGAGAUGUCCUGGACAAGUGAUGACUCUGAAGGAGGGUCUGAGCCUCAGGGGGAAGAAAUAGAAGAAGAGGGAGCAAUUGUGCCACUUGAGCAGCCGGCACAAGAUGAUGCUACUAGGGCCCCAAAUAAUGAACCUCAUCCCUCCAUGGAGAAGCCAAGUCAAGAGUCAUCUUCCCAGGUCAGCAUUGAUCCUACUCCCUCUCCCCGCUUCAAUGCUGAGCCUUUGAAUAUGGUGGUGCCUGAGACAAAUCCUGACAGUGAAGAAGACGCAAAUGAUUUGGUGUAUGCUAGCUUUAUCAGGGCUAGGACUAAGCCAGUGGUAACUUCAGAGCCACCUCCUAAGCGACCUACUACACGGUUGCAGCAAAAGGAGGCUCUAGAGUUUUCCCUCAACAAGAGAGAGGAUGUUCCUGAAGUGGAUGUGGAUGAGGAAACCAAAGAGGAACCUAGUUCCCUGUCCCGUAAGUCUUCCAGGAAGAAGCACUCUCUCUCUCAAUCCAAAAAUCACACCUCUAAGGGUGCUGAGAGUUCUUCCAAGAGUGUUGUUGCUGGUUCUAGUAAAAAGUUGGCAAAAAGUUAUGGUGACAAGACAGUGAAGGAGCGUGGUGACAAGUCUGAUGAGGAAAAAGUGGAGAAAUCUGGUGAACAUAGACAGAGCUAG
Nicotiana attenuata is the source of this 708-nucleotide messenger RNA. RefSeq lists its product as uncharacterized. The coding region runs from base 1 to 708 and encodes 235 amino acids. The transcript is spliced from 3 exons. The record is from RefSeq and is a predicted model, not a curated record. Lineage: Eukaryota; Viridiplantae; Streptophyta; Magnoliopsida; Solanales; Solanaceae.